AUGAUUUACUUUACAGUUGAUGGCGAUUGGGGAAACUGGGGAGAAUUUUCCAAUUGUACAAAAACCUGUGGUAAUGGUACCAGGACUCGACAACGACUUUGUGAUAAUCCAAGUCCUGCACAUGGUGGUGCGACUUGUCUCGGCAAUCAAACUGAAACUGUGGCAUGCGCAGAAAUUCCCUGCCCUGUGGAUGGAAACUGGGGAGAAUGGUCGGAUUUUAGCGACUGUUCUACAACAUGUGAUGGAGGAACACAAAACAGAACAAGACUAUGUGAUGAUCCAGAACCGAGUAAUGACGGUGCUACCUGUUCUCCUCCUGGUAGCGAAACUAGGUCCUGUAAUACCAUUUCAUGUAUAGGUAGUACCUACUUAUUUAUUUUCAAAUGA
Messenger RNA from Lottia gigantea (owl limpet), 387 nucleotides. RefSeq lists its product as hypothetical. The transcript has 2 exons. The record is from RefSeq and is a predicted model, not a curated record. NCBI's taxonomy places the organism in Eukaryota, Metazoa, Mollusca, Gastropoda, Lottiidae. The coding region runs from base 1 to 387 and encodes 128 amino acids.